Linum tenue is the source of this 1158-nucleotide messenger RNA. Lineage: Eukaryota; Viridiplantae; Streptophyta; Magnoliopsida; Malpighiales; Linaceae. The record is from the annotation of a GenBank genome assembly.
CAGCAGAAGCAGGGAAAAACCGGUGGGUUGUCCGAUGGUUUCCAGCCGGAGAACUUCAUCCCGGGGCUCGUAAUCGGUUUCAUUAUCGGACUGUUCAUAGAUUUGUCGACUAAACCGUUUAAAGGUUCAUCAUCUACUGCCACCAAGAGGAAUUUCUUACCUGGGAAACCCCAACAGCAAAAUCCGGACUCCUCUGACGGUGACAAUAACCGUGUUUUGGUGGUUAGGCAAGACUUGAAGAUGGGUACUGGAAAGAUUGCCUCACAGUGUGCUCAUGCAUCCACUGGCUUAUACUCAGAACUCCUUCAGAGUGAUCGCUUGCUUCUGAGACGGUGGGAACAAUGUGGGCAGGCUAAAAUAGUUGUUACUUGCAAAAAUCAAACAGAAAUGAAUAAGCUCAAGGAAGCAGCUGAGAACAUCGGCCUCCCAACAUUUGUGGUCGCUGAUGCUGGAAGAACACAGGUAGGACUUUUGAAGAAUUGGUUCAUCAAUUUACUGAUUAUAUUUAUGGAAAGAAGUUGUCCAAAUAAAGUGAAGCCUGGAUAUCUUAAGUGCAAGGUUGCUGCCGGCUCACACACGGUUAUGGCUGUUGGACCUGGUCCAAAAUCAUCAGUGGAUUCCGUUACAGGGAAACAACGCCUUCUCUGAUAACCUGGGGAGAAGAGCGAACGAGCUGCCUGCCUAGUCAAGUCUAUAUCAUCAUCAUCAUAGUAUGGGAUCAGACACUCGGUGAAGCUGAUUCUGUCUCUUUAGUCCGCUGAAUAUCUUGAUGUAUUAGCGUGCGCCAGGAUACGAGAAUUGGCGUUUGGGAUCUGUAUCAAAUCAUUUGUUUGGAUGUUAAAGUAGAUUAUUGCAUGUGAUUUUGCUAUUGAGCAUAUGGUUCGAUGCUCUCCUCGCUCUGUUUAACCAUUGUGUCUGGAUUGAUAUGGAGGCAGACAUUCCAAUACAUGCAACCCCUUCCUUUGACAUAACCUUUGUAACAAAUAAAUAUGAAGCUUUGAGACUGUGAUCUCGAGCCUAAGAUCGACCGACAGUACUGCUAUACUACAAAUGGGCCAGAGGUUCGACCGGCCAAGCUCCUUUGGUUCGGGACUUGGCGGGAAGGGGUGAUUGGUUGGUCGCUUCCGCACACGACGCCGUUCUAUCAUUCUGAGGUAA